CGACCAAACAAGGCGAGGUCUAUUUAAAAAGAAGAUGAAUGGUUAAUUUCUUCAUACGUGCCUCCGCCGCUUCCUCCGCCUCCGCCUCCACCUCCACCUCCACCUUCACCUUCGCCCCGCGCCCAUGCCUACCUCUCUCUCUGUACCAUUUCUUAUCAGAUUGGUUAUAUCGAAAGAAGAGGAAGAGCUCAGUAGUCCAUAAUUGCUGCUUCCAAAGGAAGACUUGCUUCUUGUAGAACCCAUUUGAGUUGCCUUUUGAAGAAGAGUAGUGGCGGAAAUGGGUGCAGCUGGCUUUGAUUGCUUGUUUUGAUGAAUAUCGGAGUACAGAGGAGUCCAUGAAUCCGCCAUGUUAGGUCCCUUCUUACCACCUUCUUCUUCCUUUAAUCCAUGCGGUAGUCCUGGUAAUGUUAAAUUACCGAAAUUGCGUAAUCUCAUUUAAUCUUUUCAGAUUGUAGGAUUUGUGGGUUGCAUUUGUGACAGAUUAUGUAACAGGGACAAGAAGAUGCAGCCCAAUUUCUGUCCCACAUCACCUUCGUUGCCCUCCCUUCAUGGGAUGUCUCCUUUCUUUUUGGUUUGCUCAAGUCGCCCCAAAGGCAGCCUAUUGCACAAGUACUCUACUAGUCCCUGUAAUGUUAUGCGAAACAAUGAUGUGAAGGAGGUUAAUGUAAUAACAAUGAAGAAUAAUAAAUCCAUUACUAGGCCAACGAAUGAGUCCACAAGUGGAGAAGAACCCUCUACUGAAUCAUACAACUGCUGCAUUUGUGACUGUUGCAAAGUUGGGAAUAUUGAUGAGGCCAUGACUCUUCUAGCUCAAAUGGAGUCUCUGGGUUGUCGUCCCAAUUCCUCAUCGUACACUUUUUUGAUUGAAGCUCUAUUGAAUGUUGGCAGGACUUUGGAAGCUGAUGCUUUAUUUCAAGAGAUGUUAUGUUUCGGGUUGAAGCCAAGACUAAAAUUGUACAACAUAUUGCUUCGGGGGUUUUUGAAGAAAGGCCUCUUAGGGCUUGCAGACAGGGUUUUAAGGAUAAUGGAAGAAAUGGGUAUUUGUAGAAAUCAAGAAACUUAUGAGAUCCUUUUGGAUUGCAAUGUCAAUGCUGGGCGGUUAGGAGAUACUUGGUCCUUAAUCAAUGAAAUGAAGCGGAAGGGUUUUCAGCUUAAUUCAUUUGUCUACAGUAAGGUUAUUGGUCUUUAUAGAGAUAAUGGGAUGUGGAAGAAAGCUAUAGGCAUCAUUGAAGAGAUCAGGGAGAUGGGGAUUCCACUUGACAAGCAUAUUUAUAACAGCAUUAUUGAUACCUUUGGGAAGUGUGGUAAGCUGGAUGAAGCCUUAGAAGUGUUUUCAGAUAUGCAAGAACAGGGUAUAAGGCCUGAUAUCGUGACUUGGAAUUAUUUAAUCCAUUGGCAUUGUAAAUCUGGAAAGCUCAGUAAAGCUCUUCAUUUGUUUGCUAAGAUGCAAGAAAAGGGGUUCCAUCCUGAUCCUAAGAUCUUCGUCACCAUUAUUGGUGGCUUGGCAGAGCAGGGAAAGUGGGACACUAUAAAGGAAAACUUUGAGAUUAUGAAAUCAUGGGGCCAUAAUGAAAGCUUGGUCAUUUAUGCGAUCCUUGUUGAUAUUUACGGGCAAUAUGGUAAAUUUCAGGAUGCUGAAGAGUGCAUAUCUGCUUUAACGUCAGAAGGCAUUCAACCUUCUGCUAGCAUGUUUUGCGCAUUAGCAAAUGCUUAUGCUCAGCAGGGUUUAUGUGAUCAGACAGUGAAGGUGCUUCAGCUUAUGGAAGCGGAAGGAAUUGAACCAAAUCUCAUAAUGCUGAAUGUAUUGAUCAAUGCUUUUGGUGUUGCUGGGAGACAUAUAGAGGCAUUAACUAUUUAUCAACAUAUGAAAGAAAAUGGCAUUAGUCCUGAUGUGGUUACAUACAGUACACUUAUGAAGGCUUUUAUCCGAGCAAGGAAGUUUGAUAAGGUUCCUCAAAUAUACAAUGAAAUGGAAUCUUCUGGAUGCACUCCAGAUUGGAAGGCUAGACAGAUGUUACAGACUGCACUAAUGGUACUUGAACGGAGGCACUGAAGCCAGAUUGAUGGUGCUGAAGCUGAGGUGUUAUUUUUUUUUCCUGUCCCUGUCAAUCUUAUCAUUGGCCAUCGUAUAUAUCUUGCUUUUGCUUUGUUCAUUUUCAGUUAUAAGGCCUUCACCUGGCUUUAAAUAUGUGCCCAACUGAAUUCUCUUUGUGUUUACUGAUUUGAAACUUCCUGGUGGUCUAUGAAGUGGUAGAGAGAAGCAGCCUUCUGAAUAGUCAUAUUGUUGUCAAAUAUUACAUCUAAGGUGGAAACAGAGCAUCAUGGUUGAAGCAUCCUCUGGCUCAGUAAUGUCUGCUGCAAUCAUCUAUCCCCAAAAUCCCAAUUAUAGAUUUCUGCUCCAAAAGCUUUUUGUACAUUCAAAUUUCAACUUUAGGCAAGAUGCUGAAAUCUCCUUACCUCAGUCAAAAUAAUAGUUCAUAUCU
Molecule: messenger RNA, 2483 nt
Organism: Hevea brasiliensis (rubber tree)
Lineage: Eukaryota; Viridiplantae; Streptophyta; Magnoliopsida; Malpighiales; Euphorbiaceae
Product: pentatricopeptide repeat-containing protein CRP1, chloroplastic
Exons: 5
Coding region: 503-2053 (516 amino acids)
Molecular function (GO): protein binding
Source: RefSeq, a predicted model, not a curated record